Ectocarpus siliculosus is the source of this 1119-nucleotide messenger RNA. Lineage: Eukaryota; Phaeophyceae; Ectocarpales; Ectocarpaceae. The record is from the annotation of a GenBank genome assembly.
AUGUGCGAGGUUUACGAAAGGCUCAGCACGGUUUGCGUACAGGUGCACGUGGACGACAACAACGGAGAAAUUUCGUUCGCCCCGGUGGCAGAGAUCGGAAGCGGCGACAGCAGUAGUGGGGAUGGUGUGGGCGGGGGGGAAGCAGGCGAGCAAACGGAGCAAGAGGAGGAGGAGGAGGGGGAGGAGGAGGAGGGGGAGGCGGAGGAGGAGGAGGAGGAGGAGGAGGAGCAGGAGGAGACGGCACGAUAUGGCUGCGAUCCCCGCAACGCUUGGUCUCCAUGGGGCUAUGCGGUGGUGACGGUGGAGGGCCGAACGGUGCUGGACGUGGUCCCGCCAACGAUAACCUUCUCCAAGACGCUCGUCACCACGCGCUCGGACCUCGACCCCUUCCUCCACGUCGAGGCCUUGACCUACGACCCCAGCAGCGGGGGUAUCGGCGGCGGAGCCGCUGCAGGCGGCGGGGGAGCCGAAGGCGCUUCGGGGGAAGGGAUCUCGCCGGAAGGUAGCGUCGGCGGCGGGGGCGGGGGACAGUUCUUGACGUUUGGGCUGUCUAGCUGGAACUCGGCUGUGGUCGGAUCGGCGUUUCUGGUGGUGGGGCUGUUGCUCCUGGUGCAGCCGGUGCUGGCGCUCAAGGCGUGGUGGCGAGAAGGCGGCGUCGGCUCUGACGAGGGGGGCCCCACCGGUGGUGGGGGAGGUGGGUCUAACGGCGGGCGGAGCGGACGGGGCGGGAAGCUGCGGGGGCAGUGGCGAUACGGGCAGCUUGAGACCGAUUGGGACGACGGAUCGGAGUUUGUAGACGGGGGAGUGUACGAGGGCGAGGACGAUGACGACGAUGGCUGGGGUAGCGAGGGCGACUGGCAAGGGGAAACGUCGAGCGGCGUUGGCAGGCCACCGUCGCCUUCUGAAGGGAAUCACUUCCAGGCAAGCGCCACCCCGAGGUUGGGCAGGAGGUUCAUGCAGGAUUCCCUCCGUAGACGUGCGGCAGAUGGCGGGGCGCUCGGCACAGGCGGCGGCGGCGGCGGCGGCGGCGGGGGGGGGGGGGGGAUCCGUGGAGACGCGGGGGGGAUACAGCUGGGGCCGAUGGGGAAGAGCGGGCGGGGCGAGGCUAACCUGAUUUGA